CCAUCCAAGCCAUAUCCUGUAAGCUUUCAGACCUGUGAACCUUGUAGAACUAUCUUCAACACAGCUGCAAAAUCUCGAUGGCCACUCCAAUCGAAACCUCCCGACGAGGCGCGGCUGCUUCUCGGAAGGUGUUGAUCACUGGCGUGAGCAAAGGGUUAGGACGAGCUUUAGCGUUGGAGUUGGCUAGCCGUGGCCACACCAUAAUCGGCUGCUCACGCGAUCAGACUAAACUUGAUUCCCUUCAUGCCGAACUUUCCAAAUCGUCGUCAAACGAGCAUCUCCUCUUUAACGCCGAUGUGAGAUCAAACAAUAAGGUCAAAGAAUUCGCACAUGCUGUUGAGGAAAAGAAACUCACUCCCGAUAUCAUUGUGAAUAAUGCAGGUUUGGCUCAUAAAAGUGGUAAGAUAUGGGAGCUUGACGUAGAAGAUUUCGAUAAGGUGAUUGAUACCAAUGUUAAAGGGAUUGGAAAUAUUUUGCGCCAUUUCAUUCCACUUAUGCUUCCUAACAACCAAGGAAUUAUCGUCAACAUGUCUUCAGGAGCUGGAAGAAAUGCACACGAAGAUUUCGCACCCUAUUGUACAUCGAAAUGGGCAGUUGAAGGAUUAAGCAAAUGUAUUGCAAAGGGGCUGCCUGAGGGAAUGGCAACUGUGGCGUUAAAUCCUGGCACCAUAUACACAGACAUGCUCGCUUUAUGCAUGGGUGAAUUAGCAUCACAAUUUCAAUCUCCUGACAAAUGGCUCUCACCGUCACGCUCUACAUCACCGUCCGAGUUGCACGCCACUGGAGUGUGAUGCAAUAUGGGAGGAGGUAGAUGGUGAUGACUAAUUUUUAGAGAGAGAAAGAGUCGAAGAAUAAAAGGAGUUAGGAUAAAAGGUAAAUGAAGAGAGAUUGUGUUAUUGGGUGAAAAAGAGGAGGUUUGUACUAAUAGCAAUUUUAGAAACGAAAGUUUCAACAUUUUCUUUUCCCACUUUGUCCUUCAUGUAGGAACCCCUCUUCAUACAAGGUCCUAAAGAAUCCAUUUAUAUUUUACAUCUUUAACUCAAUAUCUCCU
This is a messenger RNA of Momordica charantia (bitter melon), 1051 nucleotides long. Its product is annotated as NADPH-dependent pterin aldehyde reductase. Gene Ontology annotation, molecular function: oxidoreductase activity, acting on the CH-OH group of donors, NAD or NADP as acceptor. Gene Ontology annotation, biological process: folic acid-containing compound metabolic process. Gene Ontology annotation, cellular component: cytosol. The record is from RefSeq and is a predicted model, not a curated record. NCBI's taxonomy places the organism in Eukaryota, Viridiplantae, Streptophyta, Magnoliopsida, Cucurbitales, Cucurbitaceae.